GUCUCUUCCCAUGCAUGCAUAUAUCUCCUCCUUCCAUCCAUAGCCAUGUCACUCACAAAUGUACUCCCAGAGGGCACAAAGCUCACCGUAUCCACAACCCUCCCUGGCUCCUCCAAGAAACACCUCCUGUCUCCUUCCUCCUCCUCAGGCGAAAACCCACCAUGGUCAUCUACAGCCCCAUCUUCUCUCCAACUCUCUUUCCCGGCACCGGUAGCCGCCACGCACGUCGCAUUCACUUUUCAAGGUGGAUUUGUGGGCACUAGUGUGAGUGUGUGGGUCGCAGAGGAAAAGGACGCGGAGAAGGAAGGUGUGAUCAGAUUGGGCUUGGAGUUGGGUGGGAAGGUUUAUCCAGAGGAUAGGAACAAGAGGCAGAUCUUUGAGAUCCCCUUCCCUCCUUCAGGCGCUCUUCCUUCCGAGCUUGAAGCCGAGGGAGUUGCUGGUGACAAUUCUUCGGGCCUGCCUCUCUUGAAGGAGCUCAAGUUUGAGUUUGACAAGUCAUCAGACCAAUACGGCCGAAUUACUCUCUACAGUGUGGAAAUUCUUGGAUCAUCACCAUCAGCUUAGUUUAUAUGAAUCUUGAAUAUGUAGCACCUUGAAUGCAAAGCCGUAUGCACGUUACAGUGUGAUGAU
Molecule: messenger RNA, 630 nt
Organism: Cryptococcus deneoformans JEC21
Lineage: Eukaryota; Fungi; Basidiomycota; Tremellomycetes; Tremellales; Cryptococcaceae
Product: expressed protein
Exons: 3
Coding region: 46-564 (172 amino acids)
Source: RefSeq, a predicted model, not a curated record